AUGAGUGAAGAAGAACUCUUGUAUUACACUUGCAUUAAAAACACGCUUCAUGCCGCGUUAUGUAUUGGAAACUACCCAUCACGAACCGUAGAGCGGCACAAUAAACCUGAAGUGGAAGUGAGUGGUUGUGCAGAGGGAGAUAAUGAGGGCAAAUCACCGGAGUUGCUUCUCAACCGCCUCCACAUCAGUCGUUCUGAACAGGAGAGAUGUCUUAUUGAAGCAAGUAUAAAUAGUGUACGCAUUUCAUUCGCUUUCCCUAAGAUGGAUCCUCUGGCGGAACUCAUUGCGAGGAAAUACGUUAGUUUCUUAGCUCAACGGGGCCAACAGUUCCGAAUACUGCGCAAAAAGCCCAUCGCGGGUUAUGAUAUUAGUUUCCUCAUUACUCACGAGGAGGUGGAGGUGAUACCUCGCAGCAAAAUUAUUGAAUUUGUGAUUACAUUUUUGAUGGAAAUGGACAAAGAUAUUACAUUACUGAAGAUUAAUGCUAAUGAACGCGCACGACGGGCAGCAAGACAGUUCUUUCAAGCCUUAUCGACUAACUGA
Molecule: messenger RNA, 543 nt
Organism: Trypanosoma brucei brucei TREU927
Lineage: Eukaryota; Euglenozoa; Kinetoplastea; Trypanosomatida; Trypanosomatidae
Product: ARP2/3 complex subunit, putative
Exons: 1
Coding region: 1-543 (180 amino acids)
Biological process (GO): Arp2/3 complex-mediated actin nucleation; actin filament polymerization
Cellular component (GO): actin cytoskeleton; Arp2/3 protein complex
Molecular function (GO): actin filament binding
Source: RefSeq, a predicted model, not a curated record